Cololabis saira (Pacific saury) is the source of this 6118-nucleotide messenger RNA. It is a transcript of the gene znf365, whose product is annotated as zinc finger protein 365. Gene Ontology annotation, cellular component: centriolar satellite. Gene Ontology annotation, biological process: telomere maintenance; regulation of neuron projection development; regulation of DNA strand resection involved in replication fork processing. The record is from RefSeq and is a predicted model, not a curated record. Lineage: Eukaryota; Metazoa; Chordata; Actinopteri; Beloniformes; Belonidae. The coding region runs from base 37 to 1557 and encodes 506 amino acids. The transcript has 7 exons.
ACAUCAUGGAGGCGGCCGAGAGUCUCCAUCUGCGCCAUGACUCCGUCCCGCGGACCCGGCGCUCCAGGGGGCCCCGGGGGUCCUGCUGAACCGGACCGGGACCAGGGGAACCUUCCAGAACCGUUUACCUCCCGAGCGAUGCAGCAGAAGCUCGGCUCCCGGAGCUCCUUCCUGCCAGAGAGGAACGGCCAGGCCUGCGGCGCCGUCUCCCCCCCGGGGGGGCCGUCCUGCCCCCUGCCCUUCCGCUGCCCCCGCUGCGGCGACCAGGAGCGCUUCCUUAGCAUAGCGUCGCUGCGCGCCCACCUGGAGCGCCGCCACUCGUACCGCCCGCCGGACGCUAGCCCUGCUAGCUUCAGCAUCACAGGAAAGCUUCCCGACCCGCUAACGGCCGCCACCAUCCCCUGGCACGACGACGCUAGCCUGCCGACCCGCCGGGGGCCCCGGGGCGCCGCCCGGCCCCCCCACAUCCGCUCCCUCAGCGACUGCCGCGACGGCGGCGGCUUCCCCCCCGCCUACGGUUCCGCCCACAGCUCCGCCCAUGGCUCGGCCCGGAGGCGGACGCAGAGCGUCGGCGUCGGGACGCAGGCGGAGGACGACGAGGAAGAUGAGGACGAGGAUGAAGAAGAAGAAAUGGAGGAGGAAGAGGGUCGGGUGGCGACGCUGGAAGAAGAGGAUGACGGGGGGGAGGAGGGGACCAGGACCCCCCCCAGGAAGUCGGACGCAGGACACGCCUUCAUCAACCACUUCCACUUCCCGUUUAACUCUCCGGUUCCUCUUGGCCGUCCCCCGGACCAGAACCGGGACCAGAACCCGGACCUGGAACUCGUAGAGCAGAGCGCUGAGACGGCGGCGGCCUCGGUGCGGCGGCGGCUCGCCAGCAUCCUGCGGGCGGCCGACGGCACCAUGCAGCGGCGGCUGGCCCGGGUCAGCACCGAGCUGGCCCAGACGGACACGGAGCUGCUGUGCGAGCGAGCUCACUCCCAGCACCUGGCCCAGGCCCGGCAGGAGGUGGCGGAGCGGGAACGAUCGCUCAGCCGGCAGGUGGACGUGGCCGUCAUGGUGAUCGCCGCGCUGAGGGAACAGCUGAACGCCUCGGAGAACGAGCUGGAGCGCCGGGAGAGGGAGGUUCUGACCAUCCAGAGGUUCCUGGAGGCGGCGGCCCGGCAGGAGACGAGCGGGAAGGUCCGGAUCCAGCAGUUCAUCGAGAACCUGCUGACCCGCAUCGCCCUGGCGGAGCGGCUGGUGGAGUACUACCAGGACGCCGGCACGCCGCCGCGCUGCACCCACCACCAGCAACAAAACAGCGGCGCCCACAGAAUCACUAAAAGCAGGUCGGCGGCGGGGCAGCUCUUCUCCUCCGGCCUCCCCGACACCAGAACCCAGUCCUUCUCCCAGUUCGGCGCUGGCCCUGCGUUCUCCAGAGCCGGCGGGAGUCGGGACCGUGAGCGGGAGCACCGCGAGCGCCUGGCCCAGUCGUCCCGGCUGUUCUGCCGGCCCGAACACAGAGACGACAUCUGGAACCACCAGCGCCGCCGCUCCACCGGCUACGAGGCCUAGCACGGCGGCGCAGGACCAGAGAGACGCCGCGGAGGCUUCGCUACACCGCGGCGUCGACCCGUCAACCACAGUCGUCCUGCAGGAACAUUCACAGCAAUACGCUCCGGAGUAAAGCACUUGAGGUUCUGACCCGACUGUCCCGGGUCAUUUACAUCAAUCAUGUAUAUAAACGCAGCCGAUCCGACGGGAAAAAGGAAAAAAAAAAACGCACAAAUGAAGCAAAAACCACGUUAGCGGUUAGCGGGGCGCCGGAACCCCCGGGCAAUAACGUCUUCUGACGGCACACCGGAGCGCCGACGCGGAGCCGACCGGGCCGAACCGUCUCCGCGGAUUAACGAGUCGUUAACUGUAAAUAAGAAAAUAGAAGAGCUUUUCGUCCUUUCUACACUCGUCAGCACAAACGUUAACGUUACUUUAAGUGUCAACUUUUACGUUCGACUUGUUUGAGAGGGAUUUGUUGGUGUCGGUGUUCAACGACCAGGAAGUUCAGUUCGUUACGGAUGAGUUGGCUCCGCGCGGAUACGAACGCUGCCGCGGCAACGUAGCUGAAGCUCGUGUCAUUGCCGAUUUUCCCUAAACCCGCUAGCUGUCGGACGCUCAGCGUGUUCGUUAAUGUGUAAUGUUUCGUGGACAUGUGUUAGCCACGCCUCUAAUGAACGCUCUUAAAAAAAAAACAAAAAAAACAUGAGAUUCGUAAGAAAUUACUGGCUGGUCUUCAGCUAGCUCGUCUAGAUUUGUUCCGCUAGGUCGGUUAACUUAACUUAUCUUCUGUCAAGCAAAUAGCCACACCCCUAAUUAUGCACGCAUUUGUGCACCUUUUUAGGGCUGCAGCUAACAACAACAAUUGACCCUUUAUCAGCCUUCUGAUUGGUCCCUGACUGACCAAUCAGAAAAAAUCAUUCUCCGUUGCUACAUCCGGUUUAUCCGGUUGGACCAAACCGCCGUUUCUCUCUCGUUCACAUCAAUGGAAAAAGUUUUUGCCUUGUAUCAAAAUUUAAAUCACUGGAUUAUUUUUUAAACUUUGUAUUAGUAAAAAUGAACACUUGCAGUGUUGUGAGGGUGCAGUGUAUUUUUAUCCCCAAACUUCCAUAACAAAGUCGGCUCGGCAAUAGCUAAAACCACAAAAAACUUUUAUUUAUCUUAAAAUGGUUAAACGGUGUGUAAAAGUUGUAAAAGUGAUACCCGCUACCCAGAGAGAAUCACAGGAAUACAUUUCCUCCCAAAACCAACGGUAAAUUACAAAAAAUAUCUGAAUUGGAUAAAACUACGUGGACGGCCACCGUGCUAUCAGCUAAACUGAUCAAAAUAUGUAGUUUUCGCCAAGAACCUCUGUUUUUUAAACUCACUCCACGGUACCUGAAGUGUUCCUUUUUAUUUAUAUCUAGUUGCUUUUGAUUUUAUUUGGUCCAAUCAUUGGAAAUAAAGUGAUGUAAAUGGAAGUGGACGGGAGAGAUGACAGUUUUGUCCGACCUAGCAACGGGGACGGGGCUUGACGAAGGGUCAAUUGUUAUAUUCAAUCUAGUGAUUAUUGGAGUGAUUCAUCAACUCGUCAGAUGGUGAAUUACACGACAACUUAAAUUAUCUCAUUUAGUUGUCGGAGUUUAAAAUACGCCUACGAAUAUUAAAGACGUGAGCCAGCUAGCAAUAAAACUUCGGAAACGGUUUCAAAAUGAUUCAAAGUGAUUUAUUUAACUUGGUGAUAAACAAACUUUGCUGCUCAUAAGACGAUAAAAACAAAGCUAAGUGGAGUUUAAACUCCGCUAUUUAAACUCUACGGUUCACCGGCACAUCUCACGUAUUCGUAGGCUACGAUCGCACAUCUGCUCCUAAAUGGUUAGCACAAAUCAAACAUUUAAGCGGUUUCUUAAAGUAAACGUACAAUUGAGCACCGGCCGGCAGCUCCGAGUGGUCGUGGAGAGUUUUAUCGAGUCAGUUUCUGAGAUGUUUAAGUCUCUCAGUGAGUGUAAAAGGGCCCAGUUCCCAGGUAUCCCAGCGAUCUACGGUGUAAACUUCGUAUCUAAAGAGGAAAAGAACGGACCUGUCAGUAAGCCCCGCCCCCCGACACGGACGAGCCAGUAGCUGUCGAGUAUCCGUUUGAACGUUUGAACGAAUGAAAAAAAUCAGAGGCGCUGCUAGCCGACAGCGGCGCCACGCAGUAACCAUGACAACACCGAGAUGACCUCACCUCCGCUCCAAUGUUGUUUUUCUAUUUUUACAUUUUCAACAUUUCCCUUCACGACACAUUUAAGACCAGUUGAAUGUUCAGUCUGUCCACAGACCGUAAACGAUGCUGAUCGAUUGAGGUAGCAACGGUAACUAAGGGGGGCGGGGCUUAUUGACAGGCCGCCCUCACGAGGAAUGUUUGCUUCAGUUUUGUGUGUUUUUUCAUGUUUUUUUAACGAUCCGCGUCCGACUGAGACAUCGGACUUUGAGUUCGGUCAUCUUUACACGUUUACGUCCGGAAGUGAAGGGAAACUUGAGUUUCAGCAGAAAAAUCAAACAAACAAACUCCGACCGAGUGUCUUUGAACCUUCAGACGUCCGACGGCGACCAGGCUGCUGCUGAUUGGGUAAACACUCGGUGACUUCUUCUUCCUGAGCAGUUCAUCGUCAUCUUCCCGAACUAUCCACUUCCUGUUGAAAUUUAAUUUGAGAGAGUGACCAUGUGCAAUUAAAAACAUAAAUGAAAACAUUUGAUUGCACUAGAGUUAGCCUUAGGCUAAUUUGCAUCUUGUAUCUAAUCUUCGGACAUACGGCCUAUUUAGACAUUAUCUAAAUAUGAUGCAGAUUUAAUUAUGAAAUUAGUCUUUCUAAGUUUAAAAGAUUCAGAAAAACAACCUCGACCAUGACACUUCCGCCGCCGUGCUUCACUCUUGAGACGAGGGCUUCGCUGCAGUUCUGGCUAGAUUUAUGCUUGGGAUGAACAAAUAAACUUACCCCAACAAUAUAUUAUAUUAUUAGUAUUAUUUUAUUAUAUAAUCUUAAAUACAAAAACGUAACAUGAGCAGAGAAAAAACAAGAUAAAAAGAGGAAAUAUAGUAAAUAAAACACAGAUGCUGAUCUAAUCAUAUUUGCUCAACAGCAGGUGUGGAGUCCAAUCUAAAAUCUGACUUUUCUUGCCUAAUUUGAUGCAAAAUCAUCAAUUACGUCAUGAAAUCUUUUGUUGGGGUAGAUUUCUGCAAGCUCGUUCUCACGGAUGAAAUUCAGCAGCUCAAGCAGUCGUGGACUUUGAUGGGAGAUAAUAUUAGCAGGAGGGAAAUUAAUAACCUACAGCCUAAUGUCACUCAGAGAAUUCUGCAGACCUUUAUCUUUUGCCCGUUUCUCCUCUUCUCUUUUUCUUUUUUUUCUGAACUGAGAACCUGAUGGCUUCUCUGGUCUUUUACUAAUUUGCUCCUUGAUGAAGAUGAAGAUGAAGAUGACGACUCGACAUUAGGGGCUGGGGAUGGAUUCAAAUGUCAAGAAUCAAUCCGAUUCUUAAGAUUCAGGAUCAAUUAUCACGAUUUGAUUCGAUGUGAUCUGAUAUAGGGAUGCCCCGAUACCAUUUUUAUUCACACCGAGUACGAGUAUUUUAAUUUGUGUACUUGCCAAUACCGAUUACCGAUACGAUACUUCUACCACAAGCUUACAGCAUUGGAAAACGUUCAGAAUGUUUGUGUCAUGUUUGUCCUCCUACAGAAACCACAUUAAAACAAAAAAUAUAUUUCCCUCCCCAUCUAUUUCCAUUUUCAAACAUUUUGGAAAAAGCUCCAGGAGCCACUAGGGCGGCGCUAGAGAGCCGUGGGUUGACGACCCCCGCACAAUGGAAACGAGUGAAAACUGGCGAGGUUUUUUUGUUUUGUUCUGUUUUUGUUUUUUUGUUUUUGUUUUUAGCGAGGGUGCACAAAAUUCUUUAUCUUCCUGAAGGGUCCACUUCCUGUUGAUUUUUGCAAAGGGAGGAAUUUGGUACCGUGACAGUCCCUCCGCCGUGCUUCACAGCUGGGAUGAGGUCGGAUCUCGCCAGGUUUUUACCCAAACAGCAGGAAAGCGGUUGGGGUUCGUCUGAACUGCAGCCCACCACAACCACCACUGCUGUACUAUAGUACUACUACAUAUGUAGCUGUCGUGUUACUGUGAAAGCAUGCUUCAUAUGUAGCAGGGAAGUGUUUAUAAAAUCCUGUGAUGUCGUCGUACUUUUGUAGCAGAGCGAGGUCUAUUUUAACGGUUUUCGACGGCGAGUUGCACUAAAGCGGCGUUGGGCUUCACGCGGACGGGCGGGUUGGGUGGCUGACAAUCAGCUACUGCUUCAGCCGGAGCUAAUGUUGUUUCUCAGACUUGAUUCUGUCAUCUGAGUCGUGCAAAAGUUAGUUUCAUGUCGUGUAAAAGUGUUCUCGCGGCCACGUCGGUAUCUUUUUACGUUGGUGGCGUUCGUCGUUAGGGGUUUCGUUUGCAGAAGUAAUCUCUAGUCUUUGUGCCUUCACUCGAGAACUGUAGUCUGUAAAAUGUGGUCCAAACUGUGAAGAAAACGAGAGAUUUUAGGUUGGAAACUGUCGGUGUUUGUGAUGCCCAUUAAAAACAGACAUGAG